Drosophila nasuta is the source of this 625-nucleotide messenger RNA. Its product is annotated as cytochrome c oxidase assembly factor 6 homolog. The transcript is spliced from 2 exons. Bases 213 to 506 code for a protein of 97 amino acids. The record is from RefSeq and is a predicted model, not a curated record. Lineage: Eukaryota; Metazoa; Arthropoda; Insecta; Diptera; Drosophilidae. Gene Ontology annotation, cellular component: mitochondrion. Gene Ontology annotation, biological process: respiratory chain complex IV assembly; mitochondrial ATP synthesis coupled electron transport.
ACAGCUGUUAGGGCAAUAUUACCGCACAGCUGGGCACACAGUUUCGGCAAAUUGUAUGUUUUGUAAUUUUUUGAGACUUGCAAGACUGCAAUAACAGAAGACGAUUUGACGACCGUGUAGCAUGCAAAACCAGCUAGUGGACUAAGAAGAAGCAGACUACAAAAUCACAGCACAUCCCCCCAUCGUAUCAAAACAAAUCGGUCACUGCCAAUAUGAGUUUUCCGGACAAAGCGGAGCGUGCCAAGUGCUGGGCGAAUCGUGAUGACUACUGGAAGUGUUUGGACGAGAAUGCGCCCAAGCACAGUUCGACAAGCGGCGAAAAAGUGCCCAGUGCCUGUCAAGCAAUGCGCAAGGCCUUUGAGAAAUCCUGCCCUGGCCAAUGGGUGAAACAUUUCGAUCGCAAGCGCACGUAUGAACAGUUUAAAGAGAAGAUGGCGUCCGGCUACGAUCCUCUGGAGGAGCGCGCAAAGGCUGCUGGCGGAGCUGGCGCAACACCAGGCAAAUAAAUACAUAAAAAUGACCCAGUGGAAUUCGUGAUGUUCGGUUAAUUGUUACGCUAUAUAAAUCUUUAUUAUUUUUUUUUUAUUGUUGUAGUGUAGUGUAAAUAAAACAUAAAUUAACAUUA